This is a messenger RNA of Camelus dromedarius (Arabian camel), 1418 nucleotides long. Its product is annotated as HLA class II histocompatibility antigen, DM beta chain. The record is from RefSeq and is a predicted model, not a curated record. Gene Ontology annotation, biological process: immune response; antigen processing and presentation. Bases 305 to 1096 code for a protein of 263 amino acids. Gene Ontology annotation, cellular component: membrane; MHC class II protein complex. The transcript is spliced from 6 exons. NCBI's taxonomy places the organism in Eukaryota, Metazoa, Chordata, Mammalia, Artiodactyla, Camelidae.
UGCUGGGCUGGGGCGCUCAGCGAUUUGUCUGUACACUUGUCCCCACCUACCCAGCCAAUCUGACAAUUCUGUUUGGGACAGCGACUUAGAUGCGCUGGUAAGGAACAGGUUUAGUAUCUAGGGGCUUGGUUGCUGAGAACCACUCACUUAGAGAGCAUCAGGGGGGCCUGGGCGUUACCACAUUCCCACUCAGCGUCUGGAGACCACCUACCCAGGCUGGGACUUCUGGAGCAGGCGAGGACCCAAGGCCCCUGGAAGAGCUGGUCCAGGGGACUGAAUUCCCUGGGGCUGCCCAGAGCGGAGAAUGACAUCCCUCUUGCCGCUGCUGCUGGGCCUCAGCCUGGGCUGCACCGGAGCAGGUGGCUUUGUGGCUCAUGUGGAAAGCAGCUGUCUGUUGGAUGAUGACGGGACACCAAAGGAGUUCAAGUAUUGUAUUUCCUUCAACAAGGAUUUGCUGACCUGCUGGGAUCCCCUGCAGGCCAAUAUGGUCCCUUGUGAAUUUGGGGUGCUGUAUGGCUUGGCUAAAUACCUCUCAGAUUUCCUCAACCGAAAUGAAAACCUGAUCCAGCGCUUGUCCAAUGGGCUCCAGGACUGUGCCACACACACCCAGCCCUUCUGGAAAUCACUGACCCACAGGACACGGCCACCAUCUGUGCAAGUAGCCAAAACCACUCCUUUUAACACGAGGGAGUCCGUGAUGCUGGCCUGCUAUGUGUGGGACUUCUAUCCAGCUGAUGUGAUCAUCACGUGGAGGAAGAACGGGCAGCCAAUCCUCCCUCACAGCAGUGCCCAAAAUAUUGCACAGCCCAAUGGAGACUGGACAUACCAAACGGUCUCGCAUUUGGCUACAACUCCCUCUUUUGGGGACACCUACACCUGUGUGGUGGAGCACAUUGGUUCUCCUGAGCCCAUCCUUCAGGACUGGACUCCUGGGCUGUCCCCAAUCCAGACAGUGAAGGUUUCUGUGUCAGCAAUGACUCUGGGCCUGGGGCUCAUCAUCUUCUCUCUCGGUUUGCUCAGCUGGCGGAGAGCUGCCUCCUCUGGCUACAUUGUCCUCCCAGGGUCCGUUUAUCCAGAAGGUCAGCACAUUUCCUAGAGGUGGAAUUCUACAGCUUCCACUCCAUGUGAGAAGGAGAUUCAAACUCUUAGGGCUGCUGCUGGGCCCUUCCAACAUCCUCAAACCCUCCACAUAUUCUUGGAUCUUAGAGUUUCUCUAUUCGAUUCUUUGAAUUUCCCAGUCCCCGCUUAGCAACUUGGGGGAACUCAUUCCUGGGAAUAUUCUGAAACCAAGGCUAUGUCUCUGGGGUGAAUAUAAUCUGGGGAGGAAGGUCAAAGACCCUCUUUGGGGUCCCCCUGUGCUACAGAGGGCAGUGAGUCGCUGGUGGUCAUCUCUGAGGAAUAAACUCUGGUGGAAAUAC